Molecule: messenger RNA, 525 nt
Organism: Oikopleura dioica
Lineage: Eukaryota; Metazoa; Chordata; Appendicularia; Copelata; Oikopleuridae
Source: the annotation of a GenBank genome assembly
AUGACUGUGUGCGAUAUUUUCGGAUCUGGGAAGUUCCAGGACAACUGCUACUUUUUUCUCAAACAAUAUAUUGGAAUCGAGUAUGGACCGGCUGGAUCAAAGUUUACCUCGCCCAUGUUUAGCUUUGUUUUCAACUUGGUGCUUGUGAUCACAUUUGCCAUACUUGGAAUGAAGAACCGGCCGAAAUGGUCUAAGAAGGAUUUCAUGAUUCGAUCAAAAUUAGACGAGCUAGACGAAGAGCUCAAGCUCAAAGAGAAAAGACAAGCCACUUCCGCUAUCUUCAAAGAACACAUGUUCUACAAGGAGCAGCUAAAAGAGACCAGGCUUCGGUUAAAAGGCCUGAAGGACGAUCACGAUACUCUGAUCAUCAAAACGCAAGAAGAAAAACUAGGCUUUGAGUCUCUGCAGCGAGGUCUCUCAACACUGGACGAUCAAUUCAAACGUUUCCAUAAUCAGAACAAGCAACUCCGAAGUAUGCAAGGAUUACUCGAGCCCGAUCUGGGAGAAGAAAAAGAAGAACCCUAG